GUUAUUUUGGACACCAUGAAGCGUCUGAUUGCACUUUGACUGAGAUAGAAUCAAACUAAGCGAUAAUAGUCUCACCGACAUGGCGACUGAAGUUAAAGUACAGGGUCUUGAUGAAUUCUUACAAGCUGUGAAAGAACAUGAAGGAAAGAAGAACGUGUUCGCUCUGUUUAGUGGUGCGACCGAUCCAUCUACUGGCGUAAGUUGGUGUCCUGAUUGUGUUACUGCAGUACCGGUAGUUGAAAAGUGUAUGACUAAAGCUCCAGAGGGUUCAGUUUAUAUCUAUUGCUCUGUUGGAGACAGAUCUUUCUGGAAGGAUCAGAAUAAUGGUUUCCGAAAAGACCCUCGUACAGCGCUUAAAAGUGUCCCGACCCUUUUAAGAUGGGGAACGCCACAGAGAUUAGAAGAAGGUCAAUGUGCCAAUUCGAGCUUGGUCGAAAUGAUAAUUGAGGGUGAUCAAUAAACAUAGAAUUAUUAAUAAAAACUUUAAACUAUCUGU
Messenger RNA from Dimorphilus gyrociliatus, 496 nucleotides. NCBI's taxonomy places the organism in Eukaryota, Metazoa, Annelida, Polychaeta, Dinophilidae. The record is from the annotation of a GenBank genome assembly.